CCGAAAAAUAGGAGAGAGCGAGAGUUCAUGGUUUACAUCAACUAAAACUCGAAUUCUUAUUAGGGAGAAAUUCUUUGUAAUUUUAUCGAUCUUUAUCUUGUUUCCCAUACGAAUAGAUCUUCUGCGGACCACACCAUUUUUUCGGCUCAACAAUCUCAAGGGGAUAAUUUUGUUCCACUACAAUCCCAUAAGGUUUUGAAGAUUCCGAUAGUAUCGUGGGUUUGAUUAGGUUCUCUACUAGUCUCUUUCAUGGCGUCUUCUCAUAAAGGAGCUGCAGGUGACUCAAUGGGAAGCAGUAAAAUGAGUUUUGAUCAAAAGAGACAGCUUGUCUGGAAGCUGUCGAAAGAAUCCGAGAGAGCCUUCAAAGAAGUCUUGAAGGACUGGAGCUGCAACGAGAUUCGAGAGCUCUUACGUGCAGAAUCAGGGAAAUAUAUAAAAUACACCGGUUUGACGAAAGAAGAGAUCAUCAUAAGGCUUUUCAACAUUGUAUCAAAGAAAAACACUGGAGGUUAUGAGGUAGAAGAAGAGAGAAAUCCAUCACCAAAAAGACAGAGGAAAGAUCUUGAUCCUUUGCACUAUGUGACUCCGUUAGCUAAAGCUAAAGGCAAGGGUACAAUGUAUUGUCAGAACUUGGCUUGCCAGGCUAAACUAAGAGAGGAAGCCACUUUUUGCCAAAGGUGUUCUUGUUGUAUCUGCUAUAAGUAUGAUAACAAUAAAGAUCCUAGUCUCUGGUUAACCUGCAAUUCCGAUCCUCCAUUGGACGGUGAAUCUUGUGGCUUAUCUUGCCACCUGGUUUGCGCUUUCGACAAUGAGAAUUCGGCUACAGAGUAUUGCUUCAAGAUUGUAUCCUUUAGCGGCAUCGAAGAAGUGAGCGUAGAUGAAUUCAGAGUCUCUACACAAACCCUCCAAGAAGAAGAAAAAGAAGUGGCAGCAGUUUUAAUGAAUAUGCCAAACUGCGACAAUCUUUCACUUCCACCACCGCCUUCCUUAGAAACAGAUAGACAGGAGAAUGGGAACAAAAUGGAGAGAUUAGGGUUUGAGCAAUGUGUGAAGCUCAUUAGGCAGCUAGAGUGCUCAGGUAAGGUCAAGAGUGAUUUCAGAAAGAAGUUUCUGACUUGGUAUGGCUUAAGAGCGACGGCUAAGGAGAAACAUAUCGUGGAGAUCUUUGUUAAUACUUUCAAAGACGAUACAGUAGCUCUGGCUGAGAAGCUCAUUAAUAUAUUCUCUGAUUGCAUAUCAAGAAAGCGUCCUGCGAUUGGUGGUGGCAGUAGCGGUGGUGGUGACGAUGAGUCUGCUGGAUUGUGUUUGAUGCUGCUGAGCAUUGAUCAUUAGAGGAGAUCGGAUGAUAAGCAUUGAUUCAAGUUUUAAGUCUUUUAUUUUACUCUCUUUUGGACCUUUUAGGAAGGAGUCAACUUGUUUUUUCUUCUUCAGUUGGGAUUUUUAGCAUUAUUGAAACCUCAGAGUUUGAUGAUUUGUUUGUAUUUUGGAUUUUGAUGAGUUAGUAACUUUUCUUGAAGCACAAGUUUGUGGGUUUUGUUUAGUACUUAAGAUAGAUUUGAAACCGAACACAAACCGAAAAACCUAUCUUUCUCUCUUUGGUUUAAAGCAUAUUAUACCAUCUAAUUAAAAUCGAAAGGUUUG
Messenger RNA from Arabidopsis arenosa, 1641 nucleotides. The record is from the annotation of a GenBank genome assembly. NCBI's taxonomy places the organism in Eukaryota, Viridiplantae, Streptophyta, Magnoliopsida, Brassicales, Brassicaceae.